GAUCUUCACGCUCAACUUGAUUCGCCGGACGCUGUCGGAGAUCGGCGGGGCGUCAACCUACAGGACCGUCUCGGCUACCCGAUUCUCCGGUUUGACAACGAGAGUGAGGAGGUGAUAUGGAUGCAGAGACGUGGAAAGCCGUCGGCUACACCGGAUGAACCAAUGGAGACGAGGCGGCGUCGAACCGAGGCAUGGAGAGCUGAAGUGGCAGCGAGAUGGCAUGAACUUAGAGGGGCCAGCGAGCGGGCGCGGGCGUACCGGCGCCUCUUUGCCUGCAUUGUGCAGGACCACGGCCCGUCUGCACUUCUCUUUGCGGAGCAGCUCAUGAAUCCGGUCUGGGAGAUGCAGUUUCCCUCGCUAUGGUUGCUUCGCCAGCCUAGACCCUCCUCAGUGGAAGCUGAACCUGGCCAGGUUGACCCUCACCCUGCAGCAGGGGUCGGCGAUAUUGCCCCACCGGCCCACUGGCACUUCGUUCUUCCUCUUGACUUUAGUGUGGAUCCUGGUGCUGCCAGCUCUGCUGCUGGACCUUCCGCUUUGCCGGAGGGAGAGGACAGCAUGUUGCUGAGAAGCGAUGUAGAGACGGGUGAGGACGGGGUGGUGCCCGCCGUGGUGCCCUCCGCUGACGUGGUCGCGGGGCCUGGGGAUGUUGGGAGUCUCAUGGAUGUGGCCAUCGGAGUUGCGAACCCGUCUGGCUUCCGUAUGGAUGAAGAGGGUGACGAAUGUACACUGAUGGAUAGAGGUCGCAGAGAGAGGCAGGCUGGUGGGGCGAGCAGGGAAGCUGGUAGAGAUUCUCGGCGUCCUGCACGUUCAGUUUGGGACCCGGCGGACCCAUCAAAUUCGAGCUUGCUGCGGACGGAAGCUCCGGUGAAUGUUGACUUCACAGUGUUUCCAAGGGCUCCUCGAACAACGGACCAGGGACUGGAGGUGUGGCGACACUUACUAGGGAUUGCCUCGUUUGGGAACCCCUCCAGCCCGCCGGUGGCAAGAGGAGGCCCCUUCAUACCGGAUGAUCGAGCGGAGUACAUGCACGAGGUCCUUGGUGGCUUCAACACGCAGGAGCAGGCCUUCAUGACAUUGGCUUUGAUUACGGCCAUUCGAGCCCUCCUUACUGAACUGGGGCAAAUCCUACAUGCUGCUUCCAUGGUGGAUGUCUUGGUGGAAGACCAUGGGCAUGAUGAGGACGAGGACAGUACUCUCAUGCUGCAGAUUUGGUCUGAAGUCGCAGAAGAAGGGCAGCUUAUUGGGGAUGACAGCAGCUUUGUUCAGAAGGAGGUGAUUCCGGCCUCCGGCAUUGUCCAGCGACUUCAAAGAGCUCUUGAAGAAUGUCAACCUGGGGUUGCGAGGCUCAGAGCUGCUAGCUUACGAGUACGGGUGGGAGAGGGUAGAGGUGCGAUGUGUGGUGACCUGGGGCAAGAACUCCUCAAUCAUGUGGACGCUCUCUGUGUUGCGACCAGCUCCUCGGUUGGGAAUGAAAUUGCGGAGGGCUUUGCAGCGAAGCCUGAGGAGGUCGAGGAAUGGACAUGGCACUGGUGGCAGGCUCUCCUACGUGUUGGUGGGCCAAGGGCAUCUGCAGGAAUGGCUUCGUCUUCGUCAGUCCCGCCUCUGACUCUCAUGUCCACCCCAACACAGGGUGAUGAAGUCGAUAGUGCGGAGGUCAAUGAGAUGGCGGAGGAUGAGCGUGUGGCCAGGGGUCAACGGGAGGAAGAGGAGGAGCAUGUGAACCGCUUUCUCCGUGAAGAGGCAGAGUAUAUGGAAGGGGUCACUGCACUUCUUGAGCCGGUGGAACAUGACACAGCAAAAGCGCGAAGGUGUCAAGCCUGGGAUGACUGGGCUAUGUUUAAUGCCAUGAAUGCUCCGCCUGUUGUACCUCGAAAACGAAAAUAUGUGGAAAUGUCUUCGGUGGCUGAAGCAGGGUCUGGGGGUGCAGCAGCGAGUUCGUCUACUGUGAGGCUGUGGGUUCCCAGUCAUGGUGAUCUUCACUUGGUGCUUCGGACGGGCAUGGAGACGGACGUUGUGGACGUGGACAGCGAGGCCGACACGGUCAAGGUGCAGCAACCUGAGGAGGGCAGGCGCGACGAUGAGUGCCCAGGGCCGCUUGUCUUCGCCGAGCAGCCUGUGGGUGAAGGUGUCCCGAUGGAGUUUGAGGACUUCCAGCGCUUGUUUGACCAAUGGAAGCAGGGGGUCAUCUCCAAUAUGCAAGUUCAACAGCAGUUUGGGGCGCAUACUCUGGACCUGCUGCAGACACAGAUGGCUGUCCUGAACCACGAUGGGGACACAUGCCCUUGGGAAGGCCCUGCACCCUUGACUACCACGACUGAAACGAUCCUGGACGCUUUGGUGAACUCGGGCUCUGGCCGAGCGGGAGCAGGGUGUGGGCAGGAGCUGCAGUUGGCGGCGGACUCCAGUGGUCGGGAGGGUCGAGAGGGUGAUGUGCCGGGAGGUGCUCUGGACGACAAAUCGGCUGCUCGUUCUGGGGAGACGGAUGAAGAGGAGGAGGAAUGGAGACAGCUGUGCAUGGCUGGGGGAAGUGGUAUGGGGGCUCGUGAUGAUACGGAAGACGAAGACGAAGAUGAUGGCUUCGACAUGGAGGAGGAUCAAGGUGAGUCGCAAGGAGGCAACAGAAGGUGGCAUCGGGCUCGGUCCAACAGGGAUAGAAGCGACUGA
Messenger RNA from Symbiodinium sp. CCMP2456, 2664 nucleotides. NCBI's taxonomy places the organism in Eukaryota, Dinophyceae, Suessiales, Symbiodiniaceae. The record is from the annotation of a GenBank genome assembly.